Messenger RNA from Chroicocephalus ridibundus (black-headed gull), 3362 nucleotides. It is a transcript of the gene PP2D1, whose product is annotated as protein phosphatase 2C like domain containing 1. Bases 927 to 3152 code for a protein of 741 amino acids. Lineage: Eukaryota; Metazoa; Chordata; Aves; Charadriiformes; Laridae. Gene Ontology annotation, molecular function: protein serine/threonine phosphatase activity. Gene Ontology annotation, biological process: protein dephosphorylation. The record is from RefSeq and is a predicted model, not a curated record. The transcript is spliced from 4 exons.
UGGGAGCUGCUAUAGCUUUUACAUCCCCCCGAUAUGUUUUGGGUUUUUUUCUUUUUUCUCUCUCUUUUUUUUUUUUUUUUCCAGACCACCAACUUCUCCUUUAAGUGGUAAGCUAAUGAGAUUUAAGCCAGCGUGAAGUUUGCACACCCCCAUAUGAAUGAAUUACGAGUUUCAAUUCUGAAAAUACGUUUACUAUUUUCACGCGGGUGGGUAACUCCACUGAUAUUUAUUAAGGCCGCUCAGCGUGCGUUUAUGUCCGAAGCUGCACAGGCGAGUGUUCACAGGAUCACAGCCGAGGAAAACAACCUUAUUCCUUCACCUUAUUCUUCAAGGUCCUUAAAAGCCUGAAAAGUUUUUACUUCCAUUAAAGUAACAUCAAAGAUGAAAGUUGUUAUGAAGCAGAUACUGACUUUGGUUAAAUGCCCGCAUAUUUGUUUACAUUUCACGGUGUGCUUAUGAGGGUCUAACGGAAAAAAAAACCUGCUGUAUGCAUACAGUAAGGCACUGGUUUGUAUAAAGGCAAAAUACACUUUUACUGCAGUUCCUUCUUGAAUCCUCAAAAGCACGGCUGCCUUACGAUACUAUGACUCUUUUUUUUUUCCUCUUUUUACCUUGCUACUCACUAGAUAACCAGAACAGCAAGUCUACCAGCCUGUGGCUACGGAUACAGUUACUAUAGUAACAUUUAUAAACACUAAUUUCACUACACAUGCAGAACUACUGCCUGCUACUGCAGAGGAGCAGCUUGGAAAGAAAUCACUCUAACUGCAAAUAGUAGGAAUUACACUCCACUACCAUGUCUGGAAAGUGAUGAAAAAAGACAGAAAAGCUGAUGAGGAACUGCUUCAUGUUUCCAGUUCUAACAGCGUGAAGGCACAGGGCUACGCAUUGAAUCACAAGGAGGAAACAACUGAGACCUCAUUAGAAUGACAUGGGAAGAAAUGUCACAAGACGGAACAAACCCACCUGAUUUUGAACAUUCCAGAGAUGAGGAAGAUGAGCUGGAGGCGGCCACAAUUGCACCUGAGAACCGUGACUCCAAGCACAUUUCAAUUUUUUGCUCCGCGUGUCAACAAACAAUACAUCCACACCGCCUUCUUUAUCAUAAAAAAACCCACAAAGCCCUAAUUUUGCUGGGCUUUGAUAGCCCACAAAUAAAGACUGACAACAAAACACUUUUAGCUCAGAGACAGAAGCUAAUUUCCAAAUUGACCAAGAUUCCCAAGCAUUCUGAGGCAUGCAGGCAGAAGAUUGAUUAUUCAUUUGAAUUCCUUAUGGAUAACAACGCCCCUACACCAUAUUGUGAUCUUGCUGACACUAACAAUCCUAGUACUUUUAAGAAAGUAAAUAAUUCUUUAAUAAAAGCAUUGUCAAUUUGCCAAGAUAAAAACUCCGCGUGGCAGGCAGACAUGGAAGACAGAUUUAUUGUGCUCGACCGCUAUGGAAGUAGGUCAGACGCGUGUUUUCUGGGGUUAGUUGAUGGCUCUCACGGUGCGACAGCUGCAGAAACAGUUGCAGCAGAGCUUCCCCUUCUAUUUCUUGACCAGCUUGCUCAAACAGAUCCCUCCUACAAGAAGAGUAAGGACGAACAGCAAGUUCUAGAUUCUUUUGCCACAGUCAUCAGGGCAGAUUACAGGGAAAAAGAGCAGCUUUUCUCUGGUAAACCAGGCAAUGAGAAGACCGACAAGACCAAUACUUACGAAUGGAUUCACAAAGCAUACGCAAAGUCCUUUUGGAGAAUGGAUAGACUUCUACGACUAGGAAGGAAUGAGGUUUCCAAAGUUCGCUGGAGUGGCUGUUCAGCCGUUACCUGUUUGGUGGAAAGAAUCCCCAGUGAAGAGACAAAUGGCACCGAGGAAGAAGGAAAAAAACAUUCUGAAGCCGCCACACGCAGCCCAUUAACCAGCACGGCCAGAGGUGCUGCUGGGGUACUGCACGUUGCUAACGUAGGUAAUGCACAUGCAGUCUUAUGUAAAAAUGGAAAGAGUCACUGCCUCUCGAAAGAGCACAGCACUUCUAAUGCAAGCGAGAGAAAACGCAUACUUCAGAAUGGUGGAAACAUCAGCGCUAAUGAACCAGAUGGAUUAGUGGAGGGGUACCUGAGAACUACAAGGGGUCUUGGACAUCACGGAGAUCCGGUACUGAAGAGAUCUGUGAUACCUGUACCUCACACCAUAUCUGUCCCUAUUGAUGAUACUUGUCAGUUUCUUAUUUUAGCUUCUAAUGGGCUUUGGGAGGUUUUGGAUUACAAUGAAGUACUUGCAUUAACUCUAAAAACAUUCACUCAUUAUUUGAAGAGAUAUGAAUGCGUUCAACAAAACAGAACUUCUCCAUAUAAGUGUCAGCAUUUGAUGCCCCUCACUGAAGACAACUUAAAUGACUCAAAGGCUAUUGAAGAUCUGCAAGAUGGAAUAGAGAGGCUGUAUUCCAAUAAGCCAAAAUGUUCUCGGAGGAAACAUUUGCAAAGUGAAGAGGGAGUUCCUAAGGAAAGUGAUGACCACAAAAAUCAAGCUGACCCAGAACCAUCUCUUUUCAGUAAUGAUGAAGUAAGUUCACAGAACAGAGAGAGAAAGCAGUCUGAUUCUAGCACACAAGGUGGCUCUGAAGAGCUGAAACAGUUUGAGGACAGAAAUCUUUAUCCGUGUAACAGUUUUCAGCCACAGACUGCAGUGCAAGAAGAAACAGACAGUGACGUGUCCUGCACGACAGGUCCAAGCUGCACCCAUAAACAGCCGCAAAAGAAUGUACUGGCAACAGGGUCUGAAGACACGGAACAGCCCCCAAAAGACAUAAAAGCAUGCCUAUCUAAUUAUGGCUCAGGUCCACCAGUGGCAGAAAAAAUGGAUUCCGAGAUAUUUCGUGACCAACUUGCAAGUUAUGCUGCGCAAGAACUGCUAAAGACUGUAUCACCAGUGGGUUCUAAACCACCAUCGCAGUUUGAAGAGGACACAAAAACAUACUCGUCCCGUUGCAAACCACAAUCUGCAGGAAGAGGCAGAGUCACCUCUGAGACACUCUACGACAACGCAGCAAGCUACAUUAGUGAACAACUGGUAAAGACUGCAUUAGCUGCUGGUUCAAGAGAUAAUAUUACUAUUUUGAUUGUACUUCUAAAUGGAUGCGAUAAGAUACCCAAUUACCUCAACACCUAAAAAUUCAUCACAGGAUUACUGGGGUGCCACAGUACAUAUAGUACAAGCUUAUAUUUAGCCAUGUCAUGAAUUUACUUGUAAUCAUCUCAAAUGCUGACCCAUAUAGUAAAUCAGACAUCUUGUCUGGAACUGUGCAAAUGCAAUAAGACCUUCUGAAACUCUCAAUAAUAAACAGUAAUCAAAAAUAUCUUUUUUUUUUUUAAACCACUU